AUGGGAUCCUUACGAUUCCACAAGCUGAAUGUCUCGCGGGCGCAUUCCGGCUCCAAGUUAAGCCCGCUGCUAGCGCAUGCGGGUAAUUACUCCAAGUUAAGCCCGCCGCUGACUCAGGCACGCUCCGUCAGCCCAGAGAACAAGUUAAGUCCGCCGCUGGCGCGGGCGCAUUCCGGCUCCAAGUUAUGCCCGGCGCUAGCGCAUGCGGGUAAUGACUCCAAGUUAAGCCCGCCGCUGACUCAGGCAUGCUCCGUUAGCCCAGAGACCAAGCUAAAUCCGCCGCUGGCGCGGGCGUAUUCCAGCUCCAAGUUAAUCCCGCCGCUAGCGCAUGCGGGUAUUGACUCCAAGUUAAGUGCGCCGCUGACUCAGGCAUGCUCCGUCAGCCCAGAGACCAAGUUAAGCCCGCCGCUGGCGUGGGCGCAUUCCGGCUCCAAGUUAAGCCCGCCGCUAGCGCAUGCGGGUAAUGACUCCAAGUUAAGCCCGCCGCUGACUCAGGCAUGCUCCGUCAGCCCAGAGACCAAGUUAAAUCCGCCGCUGGCGCGGGCGCAUUCCAGCUCCAAGUUAAUCCCGCCGUUAGCGCAUGCGGGUAUUGACUCCAGGUUAAGUCCGCCGCUGACUCAGGCACGCUCCGUCAGCCCAGAGACCAAGUUAAGCCCGCCGCUGGCGCGGGCGCAUUCCGGCUCCAAGUUAAGCCCGCCGCUAGUGCAUGCGGGUAAUGACUCCAAGUUAAGCCCGCCGCUGACUCAGGCAUGCUCCGCCAGCCCAGAGACCAAGUUAAAUCCGCCGCUGGCGCGGGCGCAUUCCAGCUCCAAGUUAAUCCCGCCGCUAGCGCAUGCGGGUAAUGACUCACAGUUAAGCCCGCCGCUGAAUCAGCCUCGCGAAAAAAAUAUCAACACGAACGGCUCGACGAUACUACGCGCCGACUCCAAGUUACGGCUGCCGCUACGCGCCGAAACCAAGUUAAGUCCGCCGCUGGCGCGGGCGCAUUCCGGCUCCAAGUUAAGCCCGCCGCUAGCGCAUGCGGGUGAUGACUCAGGCACGCUCCGUAAGCCCGGCCGUUGA
This is a messenger RNA of Cydia pomonella (codling moth), 1062 nucleotides long. RefSeq names its product BUD13 homolog. The coding region runs from base 1 to 1062 and encodes 353 amino acids. The record is from RefSeq and is a predicted model, not a curated record. Lineage: Eukaryota; Metazoa; Arthropoda; Insecta; Lepidoptera; Tortricidae. The transcript has 3 exons.